GACUCUUACACCCACGAGCGUGCGCACCACAUACACUGCUCAUCCUGUUUACUACUGUAUUUGGAUGCACACAGAAUGGAUCCAGCCCACGGUUUCUAUUGCUAGUAGGCUCAUCACAUGUGACAGUUUCUUCUUCCCGGCCGUUUGCCAGACCAACAUCCGUGGAUUAAAAGAGGUUGACGAUUGCUGGUUCGCCAAGACACUUGGUCUGCUGGUUUCCUCAUAAACGCAUGGAGAUGGCAAGAGCUUUCCAUCCGAUCAUCCCAGCAUUAACAGGAGGAAUACGAGGAGGCGUGCCACCCAACAUGUCUCCGAUGGCAACGAUCCAGAGGAUAUGGAUGAUGAUGACCAUGACGAUGAUGAUGUUACUGCUACUUGCAGCAGCAAGCUCGCAGUUAGCAGGUGGCGAGCAAGCGCCGCCCAUGACGAUCAGCCCACGCUGCCUCGCUGAGUGCGGGAACCUUAAAAUCCCCUACCCCUUCGGAACAGGACCUGGCUGUUUCCUCGGAGGAUUCGAGGUCAUCUGCAACCACACGUUCUUUCCUCCUCGCCUCUUUCUGGUGCAUUCCUUGGAUGACCACACUUAUGCACAAGAGGUUUUCACUAGCGGGACCUACUCAACGGACGACAUCGAGCAUACAAGCAACAUGAGCGAGUGGGAUACUAUGCGGAUGGAGAUCAUGGACAUCUCGGUCUCCCGAGCUGAGUUGCGGCUGUACGCCGCAGUGAGCUCCGACUGCGGAAUAAGACCACCUUACCAUUCCUUCACCCAUGUAACAACACGUCUCCACCCUGAAGGGCCUUUUCUCAUCUCGGCGAUCCGAAAUGUUCUCAUCGGUGUCGGCUUGAACGUCGAGGUUCAGUUGUCUACGUCAAUGCGUGGUUCCUACGGAGGCUUAAUAACUGGGUGCAUUUCCCAACCCAAUAGUACUAUUGCAGCCAAAGAAGGCCCUUGCAGUGGGCUAGGCUGCUGUGAGGCCGCCUUCCCCGAAGGAUUAUGGCAAGCGACGGUGGUGGCCGAUAGAAAGAGAACUGACUGGUAUACGUCGGAGAACGUAAUCUGCUCCUUCGGCAUGCUGGUGGAGAAGGGAUGGUACAACUACUCCUCUGAGGAUGUCUACGGGGAUGAAUACUGCCUCUCCAAGAAAUACCCCAAGGGCGUCCCUCAAGUCCUGUCCUUCGCCGUCGGCAAUCUUUCGUGCCCACGGCAAGGUCAGCGGCCACCCCAAGGCUAUGCCUGUCUCAGCGGCAACAGCUCAUGUGUCGAUGCAUCAAAUAGGACCGGCUAUGUCUGCAAGUGUUUGAAGCACUACGAUGGCAACCCUUACAUCCGUGGUGCUGGUGGAUGCCAAGACAUCGACGAGUGUCAACUCCGAGAACAUUAUUCUAAACUGCGAAAAAAGUAUCCCUGCUCCAUUGGCGGGAUCUGCAAGAACAAGAUAGGAGGUUACGACUGUCCAUGUAAGCCCGGGAUGAAAGGCGACGGCAGGACAGGAACCUGCACUGAGAAAUUCCCGGUGCCAGCUAAGAUGGCUGUAGGCGUUGUAGGUGGUAUUUCCAUCAUUGUUGUGCUUGUGCUAUUUGCGUUUUACGUGAGUGAGAAGAAAAGGAUGAGAGAAUUCUUCAUAAGAAAUGGUGGUCCUAUGCUGGAGAAAACAAACAACAUAAAGAUCUACAAGGAGGAGGAGUUGAGGCGAAUUACAAAGAAUUACAGCCAUAUUCUUGGAAGUGGUGCCUUUGGUGUGGUAUACAUGGGGUUUCUUGAUGAUAAACAGCGUAUUGCGGUGAAGAAGUCCAAAAAUACUGAUAAAACACAGAUAGACCAAUUCACAAAUGAGGUCAUUAUCCAAUCAAGAGUCAUCCACAAGAACAUUGUGAGGCUCAUGGGUUGCUGUCUGGAGGUUGAUGUCCCUAUUUUGGUUUAUGAGUUUGUCGCCAAUGGUAGCCUCGAAGACCUUCUCCAUGAUAAACACAGGGUUCCUCUCACAAUUGAUCAACGUUUGGCCAUUGCUGCAGAAUCUGCAGAAGGGCUCGCUUAUAUGCACGCUAAGACCUCUACCAAUAUCCAACAUGGUGAUGUUAAGCCUGCAAAUAUACUUUUGGAUGAUAAUUUUAUGCCAAAGAUAUCAGAUUUUGGAAUAUCAAGGCUAAUCGCCCGAGGUAAUGAUGAGCACAGUGAAGAGGUCAUUGGUGACAACAAUUAUAUGGACCCAGUCUAUCGAGAAACUGGCCUGUUGACCAACAAAAGUGAUGUUUAUAGUUUUGGUCUUGUGCUCUACGAGCUCAUUACUGGAACCAAGGCAAUUGGUGGUGAUAACUGCGGCUAUACUAUAUAUCAUCUUGGGACUUACACAAAAGAGAACAGAGCAAAUGUGACGUCUGGCAUACAUCUUGGAGAGGAUGAGAACUUUGAGCUUCUCCAAAGUCAACUCAGAGAAGGUAAGGACAUCGAGGUUCUCCAAAGUCUUGCUGAGAUUGCCAGAGAGUGCUUGCACCGUAAUGUGGAUCAAAGGCCAGAGAUGACGGAUAUAGCAGAACGUCUCCAGAAUAUCAGAAAGUGUUAUGCCCGCAAGUCGCCAUCUCCCUAGUUGGUAGGCGUAUCAGCAGUCAGCACAAUUCCUAUUUGCGUCUGAUCGCUUCUCCGUCCACAUGAAGCUCAUGCCCAGCAAAUUUAUAUUUUAAUUAUAUUUUCCGUCCUGUCAGUUGUUUCUAGGUUGUCUUCUGCAUGAUGCUCAUGAUGAACUAUGCCUUUCUCAUUUUCUUUGUAAGCUGUAACUCUGGCUUUUCUUUCCCUAUUGUGUAACUAUUGAGUAGGCGUAUCAGCACUCCCCAUUGUGCUGCCAUACAGACCCCAACACACAGAAGACGUACCUCCUGCUCCAACCUAUUGCAAUCUUCUUCCACGUUUUCCCAA
Molecule: messenger RNA, 2914 nt
Organism: Aegilops tauschii subsp. strangulata
Lineage: Eukaryota; Viridiplantae; Streptophyta; Magnoliopsida; Poales; Poaceae
Product: wall-associated receptor kinase 1
Biological process (GO): cell surface receptor signaling pathway; protein phosphorylation
Cellular component (GO): plasma membrane
Molecular function (GO): ATP binding; protein serine/threonine kinase activity; calcium ion binding
Source: RefSeq, a predicted model, not a curated record